AUGGAAGUUUGUGUUAUCUGCGGCGACUUGGCUACCGGACGCCAUUACGGUGCUGUUUCCUGUGAGGGAUGCAAAGGUUUUUUUAAGCGCUCCGUACGGCAUCGACUUCGCUAUAUUUGUAGAGCCCAACGUGCAUGUCCAGUUGACAUAAAAAACCGCAAUCUAUGCCGCUAUUGUCGAUUCCAUCGUUGCAUUCAAAUGGGAAUGAAAAUUGAUGGCGAGUUUCAACAAGAGGAUAUAGCCCACUUUACUAAAUCAGCGGAAGCACUUUUGUCUCGGCUUGUUCGUUGGGCACGUAGUAUUCCCGCAUUCACAUCUUACCUUGACUCUGACGAUCAGCAAUGUUUGUUGAAUUCUGGUAAGGGUCCUGUCUAUUAA
Mesocestoides corti is the source of this 378-nucleotide messenger RNA. The record is from the annotation of a GenBank genome assembly. NCBI's taxonomy places the organism in Eukaryota, Metazoa, Platyhelminthes, Cestoda, Cyclophyllidea, Mesocestoididae.